UUAUUUCAAACCACUUAUAUCGAGGAUAAAAUGAAUUUAACAAUUCCUGAAUGGAUGCAAAAAAUUUAUCCAGAACCAUUGGGUAGCUUAGCAUCAAAAUACUUUCAAAUUGCGUACUCAAAUACUUUAAUGAGACGAUUAAAUGGAGGUCAUAUAUGGAGGAAAAUUUUAACUGAUAUAGAACACAAAGUUCAUGGCCUAUUAGAACCAAAAGGUCGUAAGAUUUAUCUGUAUUCUGGCCACAGAAAGAACGCCAUAAACUUGUUGGCAACUUUGGAUUUGUGGGAUACACAUUUACCACGAUUUUGUGCUGCAACUAUUGUUGAAUUAGCUUAUAAAAUUCAGACGAAUGAAUAUGGUAUAAAAAUAUAUUACUUUGACCAGAAAAAUGAUGAACCAAAUCUGUUAAUAAUUCCUGGAUGUAAUAAUACAUUUUGUGAAUUUCAUAAAUUUACUGAGUUGAUUAAACCGAUCAUUCCAGAAAAUUAUACUAUGGAAUGUGGAUCAAAAGUUAAUUUGGAUAUAUAUCCUUAACCAUGAGUGUCAAUGAUCGCGUUCUCUACACUACAGUUGUACUAUUACUAUUAUCGUUCGUUAUAGUACAAAUAUCGCCCAAACAGCAGUUUUAUGUUGACAAAAUUUCAUACUUUUGGUCAUGAAAGCAUCUUCUUACUUUAUAAGCAAUUCAAAGUACAUUUUUAACACCACAGAAACAAGAUAACAAACGUUGAAAAAUAUUGUAGUGAUAUUUAGGUUCGACAGACAGGUCUGGAAAAAGUUGGAACAGGCCUAUGUCCGAAAAUGGAUUCUGAUCAAUUGAA
Molecule: messenger RNA, 821 nt
Organism: Chrysoperla carnea
Lineage: Eukaryota; Metazoa; Arthropoda; Insecta; Neuroptera; Chrysopidae
Product: venom acid phosphatase Acph-1-like
Exons: 4
Coding region: 31-534 (167 amino acids)
Source: RefSeq, a predicted model, not a curated record